AUGGCCGGCCAGGGUUCGCCACUAAUCGCUCUCCGUACCGCCGUUCUCGAUCCAGACCAUCCCUUCACUGAAAUCAAUCCUCCAUUUGCUGGCUCAGAGGGAUAUCUCGGUUUCAAGGGAGUUCGACUGGGUGUAGGUCCAGAUGGACACGCUUUCUACGACUGGGUUUACGCCUUUUCGACUGCUGCCGAUGCCUCCUCUGCCCUGGUGGACCACCCUUAUAUCACCGUCGCAGGCCACCAAUACAAUCUUUUUCCUUACCACGGAGACUCUACUGAACCUCAGUCCGAGCUCUUUGAACCUGGCCGCACACGAAACCCCGUAGCACUUCCUCCACCUCCAGCAUCAGACAUCUCCCCUCCUCGGAAGCGCCUCAAGAAAUCGCCGCCCAACAAGAAGAUCGUCUGCAAAAUCUGCUUUGGCGAUAUCGAUGGGCCCUAUUCCACCCCUUGUCGACGGUGUAAAGAAGCAACAUGUUACGAGUGUCUCAGGACCCAAUUCCGAACAGCCAUGAAAUAUAUCGACAGGAUGCCCGUCAUGUGCUGCGCCAUCGUCAUGCACCACGAGGUCGUACGUGGAAUCCUUCCGACAGCAGAAGUCGAAAGAUACAAGCAAAAGUUCGACGAAUUUAACACCAUUGAUCCUCUGUACUGCCCCGUGCCAACCUGCUCGGCUUUUAUCCCUCCUCGAAUGUUCAAUCAAACCGAUAGGACGGUCACAUGCCACGUCUGCAAGACUGCUAUCUGCGCAAAGUGUAGACAGAGUGCCAAAGGCGAGCAUGUUUGCGCAGAAGACGAAUCUCGACAAUUCAUUCUGAAGACAUACGAAUACAAGGUCUGCCCCAAGUGCGGAACUGGCGUUAUGAAAAUGUUUGGUUGUCCUCACAUCAGGUGCCAAUGUGGCGCGCACUGGUGUUGGGACUGCCAACGACCAAUGAAUGCCUGCUAUCAAAAGCCUUGUAGUGCUGCCAGAGAUGAUGGCGUGCACUCGGAAGGAGGAGAUGAAGAGCCCGAGUCUGAGCACGAAGAGGAGGAUGAAAUGGGUGCUUCUUCGUCUGGUCCAGAGCCGCGUGGGAUAAACGAUGGUACGCAAGUGCAGGCGCCACAAGAUCCUAUCCUUCUCCGCAGCACCGCCAAUACCCAGGAUGAGGCUCAAGAUACAACGGUAGACCAAGCUGCAAGCAGGGGACCGCCAGAGCUUAUGAACACCCAGGAUAACCAGAAUGGUACGCAGGCCCUGCAAACAGACCAGCCUGCAAGCGAGCCAACAGUUGCCGAAGAUACAGCAGCCGCGUCGCCUGAGAAUCUGGACAAUCCGGACGAAAAUGACUGGGAAGGAGUAAGCCUGAAUUUUGGUGACGAGCCGACGGACGAGGCUUGGGAUACAUGGGGAUGUCGACACCACUUCCGAGCUUUUGGAAAGGACCGCAUACCUGAAUUCUGGUUGGUCGAUGCGACUCCUGCAGAAGACCCAGACUUGCGAGUGGAAUGUAUGGGCUGUUUCAACAAGGUCAAAGUCCCGGACGGGGAAGCUAAGAAUCCAGGACUUCAGGAUAAAUCGUGCCAUCAAACGCCUUCCACAACCAGCCAGCCAGCCAUGAGUGACGCUGUGGAAGAGGAGGAGCGUCGAACCAAAAAGUAUGACUGGAAAUCGCAGCCUUUGUCCGAAUGUACCCUUUGUGGGAUUAUCUACUGCCGUCCGUGCACGAAGGCAGCAAGGAAGAGGAUGGCAAGUGAACGCGCGGCACCCGACUCCGGACAGCAAUGA
Molecule: messenger RNA, 1767 nt
Organism: Fonsecaea pedrosoi CBS 271.37
Lineage: Eukaryota; Fungi; Ascomycota; Eurotiomycetes; Chaetothyriales; Herpotrichiellaceae
Exons: 1
Coding region: 1-1767 (588 amino acids)
Biological process (GO): ubiquitin-dependent protein catabolic process; protein polyubiquitination; positive regulation of proteasomal ubiquitin-dependent protein catabolic process
Cellular component (GO): ubiquitin ligase complex; cytoplasm
Molecular function (GO): zinc ion binding; ubiquitin protein ligase activity; ubiquitin conjugating enzyme binding
Source: RefSeq, a predicted model, not a curated record